This is a messenger RNA of Menidia menidia (Atlantic silverside), 1953 nucleotides long. Lineage: Eukaryota; Metazoa; Chordata; Actinopteri; Atheriniformes; Atherinopsidae. The record is from the annotation of a GenBank genome assembly.
AUGGCAACGGGAGUUGCAGCUUGGCUUCCUUUUGCGAGGGCGGCAGCUAUUGGGUGGAUGCCUGUGGCCAACUGCCCCAUGCCAAUCGCACCAAGAGACAACAGCAGGAGGCAAGAUGAGCUGAUCAUGCUUAAUGUCAGCGGGCGCCGCUUUCAGACGUGGAGGACAACUCUUGACCGGUAUCCGGACACGCUGCUGGGCAGCUCUGAGAAGGACUUCUUUUACAACGAGGAAACCAAGGAGUACUUCUUUGAUCGUGACCCCGACGCCUUUAGGAGCAUCCUCAACUUCUACCGCACCGGGAAGCUCCACUACCCGCGCCACGAGUGCAUCUCAGCCUACGACGAGGAGCUGAUUUUCUUCGGGAUCAUACCUGAGAUCAUUGGCGACUGCUGCUACGAAGAGUAUAAGGAUAGAAAAAGGGAGAACUCGGAGCGGCUGCAGGAUGACCAGGAGGAGAACAAGGACCUAAAGCAACCCAACAUGAACUUCAGGGAGACCAUGUGGCGCGCCUUUGAGAACCCCCACACCUCCACCAUGGCCCUGGUCUUCUACUAUGUCACUGGUUUCUUCAUUGCGAUCUCAGUCAUCACCAAUGUGGUGGAGACCGUGCCCUGCGUUUCUACCACCAACCAGAAAGACAUGCCUUGCGGCGAGCGCUACACGGUGGCGUUCUUCUGCAUAGACACCGCCUGCGUCAUGAUAUUCACCGUCGAAUACCUGAUGCGCCUGUUUGCCGCGCCCAGCCGCUACCGAUUCAUGCGCUCCGUGAUGAGCAUCAUCGAUGUCGUGGCCAUCUUGCCAUACUACAUCGGCCUGGUCAUGACCAACAACGAGGACGUGAGCGGCGCCUUCGUAACGCUGCGCGUGUUCCGAGUGUUUCGGAUCUUCAAGUUCUCGCGCCACUCGCAGGGCCUACGGAUCCUGGGUUACACGCUCAAGAGUUGUGCUUCAGAGCUGGGCUUCCUGCUCUUCUCGCUCACCAUGGCCAUCAUCAUAUUUGCCACGGUCAUGUUCUAUGCGGAGAAGGGCUCCAGCUCCACCAAGUUCACCAGCAUCCCGGCCUCCUUCUGGUACACCAUCGUCACAAUGACGACAUUGGGGUAUGGAGACAUGGUACCAAAGACAAUUGCUGGAAAGAUCUUCGGCUCCAUCUGCUCCCUGAGUGGUGUGCUGGUGAUUGCUUUGCCUGUCCCUGUCAUUGUCUCCAACUUCAGUCGCAUUUACCACCAGAACCAGAGAGCGGACAAGCGCCGGGCUCAAAAGAAAGCCAGGAUGGCGAGGGUUAGAAUUGCCAAGUCUGGCAGCGCCAACGCCUUCCUCCUGAGCAAGCGGAACGGACUCCUCAACGAACUGCUAGAGCUGACGGGUACAGAGGAGGAUGAGCAGAAGCUUUCAAAGUCCCUCUCUCUGUUAGAGAGCCAACACCACCAUCUACUGCACUGUCUGGAGAAAACCACUGCUCACGAGUUUGUGGACGAGCAGUUGUAUGAGCAGAAUUGUUUAGAGACAGCUCUGCAGACCUAUCCAUCACGCAGCCCCUCUAUGGCCAGCCAUGACAGCCCUGACGUCGGCUGCUGUGGUCGGAGGGGAAAGAGGAACAGUCCUCUGCCCAAUGCCAGCCUCCCCGCACCCCCCCCUGCCCCCAAACACCAGGGCCCGCUGCAGGAACUCAGUGCCAUCCACAUACAGUGUGGGGAACCACUGUUACACACUGCAAGUCGUUCACACCUCAACCUGAAAACUGACGACGGCGGCAGGUUCAACAGCAAAAGCGGCCGCAUCACCACGGCUAUCAUCAGCCUCCCAACACCUCCUUCUUUAACCCCUGAUGGCGACGGUCUCCACGGGCCGCCACAGCGAAGGCCGCCCCCUCCUCCUGGUCACCCAGCAACCCCGAGCAUCCAGACCACAACAAGCUCCAGCAACAUUGUCAAAGUCUCAGCUCUGUGA